AUGGCCGGUGACCCAUCAGAGCUUAAUGGGUCCUCUAAAAAGGGCUCAUCUACCCCGCUGAGCUCAAAGAAACCGCACAAGAGAAAACGAGAUCAAGAUGGCGCCACCUCGUCGACUACCAUCCCAAGCAAGAAACCAAAGAAAAGUCAAAGUACCCAGAAAGAAAGUCCUGUCGCGCAGAGGAGCGGCGAAGCGAUUUCUCCAAGCAAAGACGAUGACAGCACUAAGUCAAAGAAGAAAUCAAAGAAGACCAAACGACGAAGCUCAGGAGGUUAUAUCAGCUCGCCUACAUAUGAUGCGGAUAUAGUUGAGAUGAAAGAUGCUGGGGAUGAUGAGUCGGAAAAUAGCAAACAGCUAGAGAGUGUUGAUGCUAUGUCAGACGUACGAGGUGGUUCGAAGCCCGCAAAAAAUAAAUUUGCCAGGAUUCUCUCGAAGUUUGAAAGAUCAACUAAAGUAAAAGAGGCGGCCAAGACAAACAAACCUGAGAAGGAGAGAAAUAUGGAGCCUAUAACUGCAGAGCCUGUCAUAGCGCAAGGCUUGGAGCCUCUGCCACAACCAAAGGCGGCUCCUGAGCAGACGGAGAAACCGACAUACUCUUCGCUCCCCCCUUGGUUGGCCAGCCCUUUACGAGCGUCGGCGGACGAAAGAACGAAAUUUUCAGAUUUAGGAAUUGAGUCUAACCUUUUGCGCAUUCUCGAAGACAAUGGUUAUAGAGAAGCAUUUGCUGUACAAUCAGCAGUUAUACCUCUACUCUUGCAAGGGCCUCGAAACCAUCCCGGAGAUUUAUGUAUUUCAGCCGCAACCGGUUCGGGGAAAACAUUGUCAUACGUCCUGCCGAUAGUCACAGCAUUGAAGCCAAGGCCAGCGCCCCAAUUGAGGGGGCUUAUUGUAGUCCCUACUCGAGAGCUGGUCAAACAGGCGCGAGAAGCAUGCGAGCUUUGUGCUGCUGGGUCAGGAUUGCGGGUCGCAUCAGCAGUGGGAAAUGUGGCCAUUAAGGAUGAACAGCGGUCAUUAAUGCGCAUCGAUCAAGCAUAUGGACCCGAGACACUCAAACAAAGACAGAUUUCCAAACUAGACGACGAAGAUUGGACUAAUUUUAGUCUGCAAGACUUAAUCUCUGAGGCAGAUGAAGAGGGGGAAUUGCUUCCUGGAUAUGUCCAUAAAUCCGAACCCAACGUUGAUAUUCUUAUUUGUACUCCUGGCCGUCUUGUGGACCACAUCCGCUACACUAAAGGAUUCUCAUUAAAGCACCUCGAGUGGCUUGUCAUUGAUGAAGCAGAUCGACUUCUCAAUGAAAGCUUUCAGGAGUGGGUUGAUGUGGUGAUGAACUCUUUGGAUGCGCGCAAAGCGGUCGAAUCCUUCGGCUUCAGCGGAAGGCUGCUAUCAGAUCUGAGCCUUCCUAUACAGAGUAAAGAGCCCAGGAAGGUGAUUCUCAGCGCGACAAUGACACGGGACAUUUCCAAAUUGAAUACUCUACGGCUAUCGAAUCCUCAACUUGUUCUUGUCGGUUCAGCAGAGACAGCGGCAACAGCUGAGGAUGGGGAUCGCUCCGAUGAACAAUUUACUCUCCCACCGAGAUUAAAGGAAUACUCGAUCCCUGUUGGAGACGGGAUGAAGAAGCCACUUCAUCUACUACGACUUCUUCGCUCCCACAUCAAAGUUGAUGUCGAUAAGCGAUCGAGCCGCUCCCUUUCGGACACGUCCGAGUCGGAUACUUCCAGUUCGGAGGAUUCGAGCUCUGAUGACUCCAACUCUGAUGACAGUAGCUCUGAUGGCACGAGCUCCAACGAGUCCAGCUCAGACGAUUCAGACGACGACGACGACGACACUUCAUCCUCGAGCGACGAUUCAGAUUCGUCAGAUAGUUCGGUAGACUCUGAGGACGAGGCGACGGUCGAUAAACUAGAGCAUCGACCGGCACAGACUACAGUACUGAUUUUCACUAAAUCAUCUGAAGCAGCGUCGCGACUCUCUAGGCUGCUCGCUCUGCUUGAUACCUCACUUGCAACCCAGAUUGGGACUAUCAUCAAGUCGAAUAAGUCAUCGGCAUCUCGCAAAACGCUUACAGCUUACCGCCAAGGCAAAAUCUCGAUCAUCAUUGCCACUGACCGUGCCUCUCGCGGUCUCGACCUGCAGUGUUUGUCCAAUGUUGUGAACUACGACGUCCCGUCCAGCAUCACCACGUACGUGCACCGGGUUGGAAGAACGGCACGAGCUGGCAGGGAAGGCUCUGCCUGGACACUGGUGGCGCAUCGGGAGGGCCGGUGGUUCGAGCAGGAGAUUGCCAAGGGUUCGGACGGUAAGAUCACACGUAUUAGCAGGGUGGAACGGGUGAAUGUGAAGUUGGAAGACAUGCAGGAUGUGAAAUCGAGAUAUGGACGGGCAUUGGAAACACUUGAGAAUGAAGUGAAGAAAGGGGUGAAGACCAAGUAG
This is a messenger RNA of Aspergillus tanneri, 2433 nucleotides long. It is a transcript of the gene DBP6, whose product is annotated as putative ATP-dependent RNA helicase DBP6. The transcript has a single exon. Bases 1 to 2433 code for a protein of 810 amino acids. Gene Ontology annotation, molecular function: RNA helicase activity; ATP binding; nucleic acid binding. Gene Ontology annotation, cellular component: nucleus. Lineage: Eukaryota; Fungi; Ascomycota; Eurotiomycetes; Eurotiales; Aspergillaceae. The record is from RefSeq and is a predicted model, not a curated record.